This is a messenger RNA of Brienomyrus brachyistius, 3488 nucleotides long. RefSeq names its product torsin family 3, member A (gene tor3a). Gene Ontology annotation, cellular component: nuclear envelope; endoplasmic reticulum lumen. The record is from RefSeq and is a predicted model, not a curated record. The coding region runs from base 2087 to 3190 and encodes 367 amino acids. The transcript has 12 exons. Lineage: Eukaryota; Metazoa; Chordata; Actinopteri; Osteoglossiformes; Mormyridae. Gene Ontology annotation, molecular function: ATP binding; ATP hydrolysis activity.
UGUUUUUCGCAUUGUGUAGUUUGGUCGCACGUUUAGCUUCUUUAGCGACUGGCUUUUGAGUUACCUUUGCCGAGUUUGUCAUGUGCCUUUGGUAUAUGAAGUACUGUAAUUUUAGUCCGCAUACUCGCACUAAAUUACUACCAAUUUAAUUUGAAACUACGCAGUUUUUGCUUUUUUUAUGGUAGCUAGAAAUAUAUAUUUUUAUUUUUCCUAUUUACUUUUCGCUUGUUCUAUCACUUGUACAAAUUGCACCAGAAAACGAUAUCAUUUUAUUUGGGGCCGUAUGAGGCUCAGUGGGUUAGGCCUCUGUGCCUGUGAUCGGGGGCUAUUUAAGUCUUCGGGAAGUUAUCGAGCGGUGCUGCGUUGGACUGCUAACCCUUCGCUCGGAUCAUAGUCAUCGCUCUCCCAGAGGGGAUUUGCAGGAAAAACACAUACCUCUAUUCUUACUUGCCUAAUUGGCAAAGCAUCAUGUCUUAUUCUGGAUCUUAAUUUCUUGUGGCACAUGACCUCGUUAGUGCUGUAAAUUCGGUUUACUCUGGAUGUGCCUGUCGCUAUAUAAUCCGUUAGUAAUGGGAUGCUUGCUUUAUUAGUUUAUGUCUGAAAUGCAGAGCCCUUGUAUUAAAUGUAAUUGUUUUGCAGGUGUUUGGUGAAAAUGUGUUGUAUUUCGGUGGGAGUUUUGAAAAACUGGGAAUGGGACUUCCCUUUUGGCUAGAGGUGGACUGCUGUUUACUCCUGGGUAUCAGAUGCUGCUGGGGGUAGAUGAAAGUAUUGCCUCUUGCACGUGGCCUGGCCUGCAUGCCAACAGGUAUUCUUAGGCCACCAGAUGCUUUGUUCAGGACUACAUAUAUGAAGGUGUGUCUUGUUGCAGGAGCCUUCAGAACAUCUCUGGGUGCUUAGAUGCAGGCUUGGCUUCUGCUCUCUACCAUGACAUGCUGCCUUGGAAAUGCAGGUAAACAUGACGCUGGUGAGGGCUGCCACCCCAUCCUGAUAGGUUCCCGAUGAUGCCUUUUCUCAAAUGUCUGACCUGAAACACAAUGUCGACAUGCAUCCGACUGAGGAGCACGUUAAGGAUGUUGAUUCUGUCCUUGGCUUGCUGUGGUCUCUGACCUGUGCCUCUUCCUAGGUGGGAACCUUGGAGCUGUGGCUUCCAUGAGAUCGGGCUGUCACUGAGGGAGAUGGGUCUUCAUGAGAAGAUGGCUGAAGAAAAAGGCGUGUGGAUAGAAAUGGAUUCUGCCUGUUGUCUUUAACCUGUCCUUUAGUAUUGUACACAAUUGUGGGCUUUUGUAGCCCCCACCUACCCACCCAACACAACCACAAAUGCAAUACUUAAUACUGUCAAAAUGAUGUGGUCACUUUGGUUUAUGUGCUGUCUGUGGAACGAAUAAAAUGGUUUUUCGACACUAUACUGCCAUCUCUUUUGUGAAGUCUCUGAAUUGUAUACAUCAAACUAGUAUGCCUAAUGGCUACGAUGUUUAAACAUGGUAGGCAAGACAUCAGUGGUGGGGUAAGCUCAGUGCCUAUGAGUAUAAAUUAAGCAUAAGUGUGACAUCCUUGUACUAGUGCCAUUUUUGUACCUCUGGUGAAUGACCCACUAACUUGUUACAAGGGUGCAGCUUUGGGCCUGUAAACUACAUGCAUGGUAUGGGCCAGAAACUGCUUUUAGAAAUGGGGGAAGUUGAGACAACUUAUUGAGGGUUAUCUUAUCAGGGGUGAAACACUUUCAUCCCUUCAUUUUGUAAUCAGUAGUUCAAAUUUACCUAGUUGGGCAACCCCUUGUUAUGUGGCCUCGGUCCAGCGGUCAGUUGGGGAAUGUCACUGGGUUUGGAUGCACUCAGAAGGGCCACCUUCCCGGAUCGUACGUGGAAUGUCUCAGUCGCUUUUCUGCCAGCAGUGCUGGAAUCGAUGCAUAAUGUUAAAGCGAAAACCGGUGAUACCCGUCGCCGGCGCGGGAGGAUGUGACGUUUAGGCAGCGAAACCCUUUCCCGUGCCAGUCCUUUCAUAAGAGGACCGGAGCGUCUGCUGGGCCCAUCGUUUGAAUGGAACCGAUUUAUAUGCUUUUCCUUUCUCCUGUGUUUUUUCUAUCCCAAUGAUGAUUUUUCGAUUUUUGCCCCUAUUCUGGGCAUUUUCUGUAAAAGCGGAUUUCUUCCAGUUUGAAACAAUUUCAAACGUAUCGACGUAUUAUUUUAAUUAUAUUUACUGUAAUAUCUGGGAAGGCGAUUGUCAGCCGCACCAGGAAGAUGCUACACAGAAAGUUCCCUCCAGGGACUUGCUGUCGACGCUCCCGCAGGACUGCAUGCGGUCUCUGGUUGAAUGGUACUGCGCUUUAGGACAGUGCUGUGACACAGGCGAUUGUCGUAUUAUAAAUAAUAUUACAGGACUGGCCAGGGAUCUGGAGCUGAGGCUGCAUGGGCAGCACCUCGCCCAGUCUGUAGUUCUGAAGGCGAUAGAGGGCUUUCUGAAAAGCCCCGAUCCAAACAAGCCUUUGACCCUGUCCUUCCAUGGCUGGUCAGGGACAGGAAAAAACUUUGUUGCCCGACUAAUUGCGGAGAACUUGUACCGUGAUGGACUGAAGAGUGAAUGUGUGACUCUGUUCAUUGCUCCGUUCCACUUUCCACAUGCCAGGCUGGUGGAUGUCUACAAGAGCCAGCUGAAGGAGGCGAUCCGGGACUCUGUAGUUCGCUGCCACCAGGCUCUCUUCAUUUUUGAUGAGGCAGAGAAGCUGCAUCCCGGCCUUAUUGAUGCCAUCAAGCCCUUCGUGGACCAUUAUGACCACGUGGAUGGGGUCAGCUAUCAGAAGACCAUCUUCCUCUUCCUCAGUAACAUCGGCGGAGCCGUUAUCAGCGAGGUGGCUCUGGACUUCUGGCACUCGGGGCAGAACCGAGAGGACAUCGGGAUGGAGGAUCUGGAGCAUCAGCUGCGGUCUGAAGCCCUGGAGUCACAAGGAGGCUUCUCUCAAAGCCAGCUGAUGUCAGGCCACCUGAUAGAUUUUUUCGUGCCCUUCCUGCCGCUAGAGUACCGUCACGUCAAACUCUGUGCCCGCGAUGCCUACAUGGCACGCGGGUUGCGACCCAGCGAGGAGACCCUAGAUGAUGUGGCAAGGGCUAUGCUGUACUUACCCAAGGAGGAAAAGCUUUUCUCAGCACAGGGGUGCAAAUCCAUACCCCAGAGGAUCAACUUUUUUCUCCCCUAAAAGGGACAUCUAUACCAACAACUCUGUAAUUCCCAGAAAGAAACGGGUGAAAAAUGGAGAAAAGGAACAAAGACGUCUGUUUAUUUCUCCUGAAGGAUUCCACCCCUCAACUCUGCUAACUGGGUGGUCCAGUUUGUCUCUGAGGAGACAUUCAGUCAUGUUGUAUGUUAAGGGAGUUAUGUUCACUUUUGUUAUGGUUGUUUUAUAGUUAUUUCCCAAGCAUUGUCAUUUGUGUUAGUCUACCUACAAGCACUAUAUGUAUGUUAGUCUACCUCAGGUUAAAGCCAUUAUCACCGGA